Messenger RNA from Alternaria infectoria, 1485 nucleotides. RefSeq lists its product as uncharacterized. NCBI's taxonomy places the organism in Eukaryota, Fungi, Ascomycota, Dothideomycetes, Pleosporales, Pleosporaceae. The transcript has a single exon. The record is from RefSeq and is a predicted model, not a curated record. Bases 1 to 1485 code for a protein of 494 amino acids.
AUGUCACCAGGAUCGACGACACUGUUGGAUCUGGAGCGGGGGAUCAAAAAUAAACUGUUCUCGCUAGCAUUGUACGAGCAGGCGGCUGCGCGACUAGGCGACACGGCUGGAGAGGAGUGGAAGUCAUUCCUCAACACCGUAAUCCAUGGGCUCAAGACAAGCCUACAGGCUUUGGAAGCACAGUAUACCAGUAUUACGGCGAGGCAACAUACUCAGCGUCUUCACGAAGAUCCUCGUGUACCAACAAUCUCGAUCGCAGAACUGACGCGAGUCGUCUCUGAAGAGGCAGACGCUCGGGAUGAUCUACUCGCCAACAUGCGGACGUUGGAACAAAUCGGAAAGAAACGAAACGGUUUUGAGAAGGAGCUUCAAGAGAAGCUGCAAUCGAUGAAACGACGUUUGCAGCUCCGAUCUUACGCAAGCCGCGAUGCGGCGAUGGAUAUGCAGGACAUCGAGGACAUUCAAGAAGACAUCCUACACUACAAAAACAGGACUCAAAGUAUCGUUUCCGAUUAUGAGCACCUUGUAACAAGAGUAUGUGAUACGAUGAUGGCGGCGAAUCGUGCAGCGAAGAGUCAUCUCGAAGUGCCAGGUUUUGGCAAAUGGGUCCCCAUUAGACCUGAACCUGCAAGUACCACAGUCGCUACCGCCACCGCACCAACGACUAUCACAGUCACCGCUGCGCAAGUCAGGAUCUCAGAUAUACCUCCCCAGGUGGAAGCUUCCGCCGGAGGUAUCCAGAUGGGUACAGUUCCUGGUGCUGUAACCUCUAGGCCCAAAACCAAGACCGCUAUCGUCAAGUUGGACGAGAGACUGUCGAGUCUCACACUCUCUCCUCGCCUAGAACAAUAUGCAAAUGUCAAGCCCGUUGAUCAGCAACAGUUCAAUCUCGGCGACAUUGGCUGGUUCCCCGUUCUACGUCCGUCCUGGUCCUCAUCUUCUAAAGACAUCCAUACUGAAUUCGGUUACAUUUGCGCCAAGUCCUAUCCACUGAUCAUUGUGGAAAAGCUGGAUGACUGCAUGUUGGGUCUGAUCAUCUCCACGUCGCAUGGAAAUGGUUUGCGUCUGAAAGGCGAUUCUGUCAGGGAUCGAAGCGUUCCCGUCGUCGACCAGUUUCCAGCCUUUGCCGUGGAUGAGGGAUGGGGCAGCGAUCUCUUUCCUAGGCAAACGGUUCGGGUCGCGCACCUCAGUGGCGAAUUCCAUCCACUUGCAGGCAGUUAUAUCGACAUGCUGAAUGCGGUUAUGGUGCCUUACGACUCAAGGUUCCAGAAGAAGGGGUCCGUGAUGAAGGACGACGUGAUUACUCUGCAGCGCAUGAGACUGUCGGCAGUCCUCACAAACUCGCAAGCCGGGGCACUCAUGAAGGAUAACAAUUUUUGGGGUUACAUGACAGGAUGGGAGAAACAUGUGGCGAAUACAGAACAUAUAUGUCGGCGGCGGGAUGACAUCCUUACGGAGAUGGUGUCGCGAGAGCAGACGCAAUAG